This is a messenger RNA of Fusarium redolens, 809 nucleotides long. Its product is annotated as LITAF-like zinc ribbon domain-containing protein. The transcript is spliced from 3 exons. The record is from RefSeq and is a predicted model, not a curated record. NCBI's taxonomy places the organism in Eukaryota, Fungi, Ascomycota, Sordariomycetes, Hypocreales, Nectriaceae. Gene Ontology annotation, molecular function: zinc ion binding. Bases 176 to 664 code for a protein of 162 amino acids.
CUGUGUGACUACCUUAACCUUGGCGCAGUAGAACAAGGUAACUUCCGAGAUUAUCCUUUCAUCAUCAUCAUCAGUUUGUUAGACGUUCUUUAUAAAACACUGGACAGCUCGGCGCAGAAAGACACCAGAUUCGGAUCUCAUCUCAUCAACAACCGUACUAAUAUCCACAUUCACAAUGGAGAAACCUACACCUAAUCCCGAGCAUCAUCAGCAUCACGCUCAUCACUCCUCCGAGCACGAACUAUCCGCUGAUAACCAACAACCUCCAGACUACGAGAACCGCGACUUCGGCUCACCGCUCGCCCAGCCGCCACUUACAAACCCACCUCCUACACACCAGCUCGAGCAGGACCAAAAUGCCCCCCCGCAGCCACAGCCACAACAGCAGCACCUUCAAAGCCUGCCGCUCCAGUCUCUGCAGAGUCAGAGUGCACCAGUCGUUUGCCCCGCCUGCGGUGUGAGGGCCAUGACUAUCACAACGGAAGAAUCUGGUGGUUUCGUUCAUGCUAUCGCCGCGCUGGUGUGCUUCUUUACUUGCUGUGGAUGUAUCCCCUAUUGCAUCUCCUCGCUCAAGGAUGUUCAUCAUCAGUGUGGCAAUUGUAAGAUGCCUAUUGCUGAUUACCACCGAAGUGGUCGCACUGAAGUCCUCGCCUACCAGAAGUGAACGGUGCUGGAAGAAUUGCGUUGAGGUUGAGAAUCGAGGGGAAGUUGUUGACUUUGAAGUUCGACGACGGAAUGAUACCAUGGGUCUCCUUACUGCAUCCUUUGUUGCUGGGACUUUCUUUUCCCUUUUAAUUCAGACAUCGAUA